AUGUCUAACUGGGAUAGCAACCCGAUUGUGGCGUUGGAACGUUUGAAGAAGACUAUUUCAAAUAGUUUUACUACUGCACGUGCCGCUAGCGCUCCCCCGAAGGAAAAUAAGUUUUUAAUGGAGAAAGCUGCUCUCUCACCCAAACCGACUGCUGGCUCCAUAUCGAGCGCGAUUCGAUCGAAGGGCUCGAACAGCAGUGGUUCGCCGAAGUAUGAAGUUGGUCCCGAUGAUUAUAAGAAGGGGAGAUGCAGUCCCAAGUCCAACAACAGUCAGAGUGCUUUGUCGUCUACAGGUACAGAAACACCAAGCGGUUACGGGAAACCACUUGUCACGCCAUUGAAUAAAAGGCUCACAAUCAGAAGAGAAACCCGUGAUAAACCCAAAGGUGCAGAAACAAAUCCAGUAAUGAACACAAUAAAUCGGUCCAGAUCACCCCUUAAAUCCUGGAAAGCGGAAAACAGACAGCCUCCUCCUAUAUCUCCAACAAACCGGCGGCCUGUGAGCAACAGUAAAUUACGUGAGUCAUUUUGUUUCUGGAUCUAG
Molecule: messenger RNA, 543 nt
Organism: Zerene cesonia (dogface butterfly)
Lineage: Eukaryota; Metazoa; Arthropoda; Insecta; Lepidoptera; Pieridae
Exons: 6
Coding region: 1-543 (180 amino acids)
Source: RefSeq, a predicted model, not a curated record